GAGGUCUAAUCAGCAUACAACUGCUUGUUAUUAGGUGCCUAACAGUAUUAGGAAAGUAAUGUGUUAACUAUUAGUUGUACUCAGGCAAAAUCAAGAGACGGUCCAAUAAAAACAAGUAACUACUCUUCCAGGCAUUCAUCCAGGCAUUGUUUUGGACAACCUCUGGCCUUCUAGAAUGAGGAAGUAGAAGGAGAUAUUGCAAAAGAAGCAGAAGUUGCAAAAGAAAGCUGUCUAUAAGCACAUGGCAAUGGCCCCUUCUUCAUCUUUACAGCAUGCUUUUAUUUUUAUACUGCUGGGGGGCCUCAGGUCUUUAGCCUUGGACAAAUACACCGCAGCAGUAUAUGAACAUGCAGUCAUACUGCCAGAAUUAACAGAGAAGCCUGUUUCCCCUGAAGAGGCCUUAAAACUGAUGAACCAAAACAUGGACAUCUUAGAAGAUGCCAUCCAAAAAGCAGCAAAGCAGGGAGCACAUAUCAUUGUGACUCCAGAAGAUGGCAUCUAUGGAUUUAACUUCACCAGAGAGACCAUUUAUCCUUACCUUGAGGACAUUCCAGAUCCACAGGUCAACUGGAUUCCAUGUACUGAUCCUGAAAGAUUUGGACCUACUCCAGUCCAAAAAAGACUGAGCUGUCUGGCCAGAAACAAUUCAAUCUAUGUGGUUGCCAAUAUGGGUGAUAAGAAGAAUUGCCGUUAUAUAGACCCAAAGUGCCCCCGUGAUGGCCGCUAUCAGUACAACACAAAUGUUGUCUUUGAUUCAGAAGGAAAGCUGGUGGCACGAUACCACAAGUUUAACCUGUUUAACAUGGAGGAUCAAUUCGAUUUCCCUAAAGAGCCUGAACUUGCAACCUUCGAUACUGCCUUUGGAAAAUUUGGCCUCUUCACUUGCUUUGAUAUUCUCUUCCAUGAUCCUGCUGUAACCCUCAUAACCCAGCUCUCUGUGGACACCAUCCUUUUCCCGACAGCCUGGAUGAACGUCCUCCCACAUUUAACUGCUAUUGAAUUCCAUUCAGCUUGGGCCAUGGGCAUGCGUGUCAAUGUUCUGGCAUCUAAUACUCAUAAUACCAUCUUCAAUAUGACAGGCAGUGGUAUCUACACACCAUCCGGAUCGGAAGCCUAUCAUUAUGAUGCAGAAUUGAUGAAUGGCCACCUUUUGGUUGCAGAAAUCUAUUCCCAUCCUUCUCGUUUUCCCACCCCUCUUCCUACCGUUAACUGGAGCUCGUAUGCCACAACUGUUGAAAGGUUUCCUGAGAACCAGACUUUCUCCGGAUUUAUUUUCCAUGAUAGCUUCACCUUAUGUACCCUUGGAAAAGAAGCUGACAAUCUUACAGUGUGCCAGAAAAGUCUCUGCUGCCAUUUAAGCUACAGGAUGAUGGAACAAAAAGAAGAUGAACUUUAUGUGCUAGGGGCGUUCGAUGGUCUUCAUAGGGUAGACGGACAAUAUUACUUACAGAUCUGCACAUUGCUGAAGUGCGGAAGUACGGAUCUUCAGAGCUGUGGCCAGGCAACCAAGACUGCUGAAUCCUAUUUUGACUUCUAUUCUCUCAGUGGCACAUUUGGCACAAACUACGUCUUCCCAGAGGUUUUACUCAGUGGGAUUCGUUUGGCCCCUGGAAUAUUUCAGGUUUUGAAAGAUGGACAACUGGUCAGUCAGAACGAUACACCUCAGGCCGUUUUAACUGUGACACUUUUUGGAAGAUGGUAUGAGAAGGAUCCUCCACACAGUCACAAUAAGGUUGAAUCCACUAUUCAUCAAAUCAGUUGCUUGAUUCUUUUACUGUUUCAGUCUGUUCUGGGGAUUAUUUAGCAAGAAUCAGUCCUCUAAUCAGAGGGAACCAGAAAACCAGACUUCAGUUUUUUUGUAAUCGAGAAUGAAAAAAAUUCAAACUGUUAUAACACUUUUGUUUGUCGUUAAUUUUCAACCAGGAAGCCAGCUGGGUUGAAUUAUUGAGCCUGUCUGAGAUUGUAAUAUGAAUUAUGCCAACUUUUUGAUUGAAAAUUAUAAUCUAUGCUAGUCAAACCUCACAUAGUUGACUGUGGCCUUCACCCCACCCAUUGUCAGGUGCUCUUUAUUUGAGGCUAUUUUAAAAAUAAGAUAUUUUUAAAAUAGAAGAGAGAAAUUUUAUGUUUGUAAGAAUCAAAAAUGUGUAAUUUCAAUUAAGGCAAUCAAUUGGGUUCUCAGACAUUGAGAAGAAUUUCUAAAUUGACAUGAGUAAUACUUUCUGUUGUAUGAUAAUUAAUAUGGCUAUGCAGAAAAGGAAACUAAAUAUGAAUGAAAAGGUAUGGUAAAACUAUGCUGAAGAAAAAAAUGCCAGUAGAAUAUAAGUGUUAACUAGGAGAUCAUGCAAACUUCAGAUUAAGCAAAAGAGAGAACGAGAGAAAGAAAGGGAGUGAGAAAGGGAGGGAGGGAAGGAGAGAAAGAGAGAGAUUUUUAGAAAAUGAAGGAUCAACCAAAAAUGGAGAGUGAUAAGUUAGAAUGCAUGUAUUCUGCAAACAAAUACUUUUACUUAUGAGCAAACUAAUUCAUAGAAUCUAAUGAAAUGGAAGAAAAAAUAUUCUAGCAUUUGAAUUACCAAUAAUUUUUUUGGUAAUAAAAAAAGCAGGAAAUGGCAAAGAAGCAAAAAUGUUAUUGUAGCGUUAGAGAACUGUUCUUUAGACGCAGGCCCAAGUUACAGAGGUUCUGUGUAUGUGUGUGUGUGUGUGGUGUGUGUGCACGCGCACACAUUUUGUGCAUGUAUGCAUCCCUCGAGAAUCUAGAAGAUGUAAAUUGAUGCUUCCUGUUUGAAAAAUGGGAGUCAUUCUUGACUAAUAAAUAAAAAUUUCAUCACAUGGGGAAACUUAGACAUGUUGCUUUACUUCCGCAUUACAGUGUACAGUGUCAGUGAUAAGUAACAAUCUUAGAUUUGGAAAUCAAUGGUGUAUCCAUUUUAUAUGCUAAGACAGAUCAUUGAUGUGACUGGGGGAGCUGAACUGUGAAAUCCAGUCUGAUAUUGAUCUGAUUGAAGUUGCUGUCCUUGUCUGCCUGUAUUUUAAAUAUUGGCCUUGAGUGAUCCUUAACCAGCUAUCAUAGGCUGGACAUUGCUAUAAACCAAUCUUCCCUAGUAUUCUGCCGUAGGGAUAAUGGUACUUGUAGUCCAACACCUUUGGGAGGAUGCCAAGAUAGGGAGGACCGAAGAAAUCCUUCCUCUGCGAUUUGAUAGAAGAAUGUUAUUUUGUUACAGUCAACAUUGUUUCAAAAUGGAUUGAAUACACACAUACAGACACACAAUUGUUAUGCAAGAAGAAGCGGCAGGAAACCUAAUUUCUUGAACACUGCUAAAACCUUAAAAGGCUAACAAAUCCACUAACCCUGUCAAGGUUAAAUAUGAACAUUAUCACAGUUUAGCAUGCUUCCUUAAAGAAACUUGGUGGAAAGCAUACCUGGCUUUGAAACAUGAAAAUAAUUUGCUAUAGUCCUCUCCUGACCAUAAGAAAUCCCUUUCUUUUUGUCAGUAUGCCUGCAUAGCAACCUUCGGAUGUUGCCAGGAUAAACAAGAAGCACCUGUCUACAGUGCUGUUCCUUAGAAAAGCAGUGCUUUCAAAACCAUGCAUAAUAGCCUUUAACUGAUAAGCUGACAAAUCAAAGCAAAUUCAAAAAAUAUUAGCAUUGCAAAAGGUAAUUAACUCUGUAUUAACCUGGAAAUAUGUCCAAGUUCAGAAUAAAAUAUAAUGGCAACUGAUUGCUUUUGAUAUUGCAAUUCAGUGUAUUCUUUCAUGUGUGUAACUAUUGUUAAAUGUAAUAACUUAUUUCUGAGUAGCACCUUAAUGAUUGCAUUAAACAGCUUGCUACACAAGGGGACAUCUCAUUGCAAUGGGACUUGCCUUCCUACAACAGUGGUUUUCUUCCACACCCAUCUCCAGAUUCAAAGGAAUCCAUUCUACUGAUUGAUACUAUGCUACUGGUAGACUGAAAUUGCUGGGUACAUUUUUCUGUUUGUAAAAUUGAAUCAUAAAACUGCUACAGCACUGUAUGAAAGUAGACAAACUGGUUAUAUGUAAAUCCCUGUCUGCAAACUGCUUUUAAAAUGGCUAUUUUUGGAAACAUCGAUGCAGGUGUUGAGCAAAAUCAUUGCCCGAUUUACCAAUGAAAUAUUAGCUACUGUAUUUUUCAAUCUAUAAAAUGCUCCAGACCAUAAGAUGCACAUAGCUUUGGGGGAGGAAACUUUUUUUAAAAAAAUCUGCCUCUGUCUCCCAGCAUCUAUCAGUAUUCAUCUGGCUAGUGUCCUUGCAGCAAAUAGCAAAAAAACUAGUCAGCUUCAGCAUGUUAUCGCAGCCUGAUUUAGCAUGAGCAGCUGAUUGGUGGUUGAAUUGGCCUCCUGGAAUAUUGCCAAUCAGCUGUUCCAAGCUGCAAGAAUUGCCACCGCCCAUCUCCGCUGUUGCCGCCACCACUUAUUGUCACCUCUGCAUGUUCCAUUUUCGGCCUCCUCAUGCCCUGUUUUCGGCCUCCUGGUUUUUGGCCGCUCCAGGUGGCGGAGAUCAAUGGUGACGCCUAUUGGGGUACUCAGAGGCCGAAAACGGGAUGUGUAAAGGCCAAAAAUGGCUGAAGGGUGGGGGCCGGCGAGUAGGGGGAUAUUUCCACCUAUUUUUUUUUGGGGGGGAAGUGUAUCUUAUAGUGAGAAAAAUAUGGUAAAUAUUAAGAAUUGUAAGCCCUAAUGAUAAACAGAAGGAUGAAGAUUAAAUUCUGUGGAUAUACAAUAGUGAUUUAAGAGUUAUGUUAGUGUAUAAUAUUAUCAUCAAUAUGCUUGAAAUGCUUCUGUAAUUUUGCAGUCCAGGGGCAAACUGAAAUAAAUCAUUCUGCACAUUUUCAUUGUGAUUCGUUUUAAUCAGGAACAAUCAACUCUCUGACAAUUUUAAGUAAGUAAAUUUCAAUAUUAAAUUAGAUUUCAAUAUUUCAUACACAGCAUAAGAAACGUAUUUUCAGGUGUAAGAUAUGCAAAUUUAGUGGUAAUAACUAUCAGCCUAUCUUUGACAUAUUUAUUUUCAUGUUCUUGAUACACAUUUGAUUUAUUUUUUUAAAAAAGAAACCCAUUAACGUCCUCUACCCUGCAAGCAAACUUGCGCCUGGAAAGAUUUAUCAUCAGCUUAUCUUGCUGAAUACUUAAUACUGACGUCAUCAUGUUAGUUAAGACUUUGCAUCAGGCUGCAAAUGAAAUUCAGACUUGGUUGGACUCGGCUUCAGUUAACUGAAGUUGAAUGGCUGAUAAGUGAUAUUUUGGGCUAUUUUGGAUGGAUUGGCAUUCAAGAAAGAUCUUGUCUUAGCUAAUGAGAAUUGUUUUCUGGAGGUAAGAUUUAUUUCUGAUCUGGGGAUUUGGAUGGGACAAAAGUGUUAAACAAAAAAGUUUGCUUAUUAGCAGCGCAGUGACAGAGCCAGAUGGAUCAUUAUUUUUUAUUUUAAACCUAUUAAAAACAUGUCUAAGAUAGCAAAAGUAAGGCUACAAUUAUAAACCUCUGAAAAGUAUAAUUAAUCUCUUGGCAUGAGGAAGUGGUUUAUAGCCUGCCCAGAAUAAGAUGAGUUUAAAUUUAAGAGGAGAUUUAUAAAUAUUCUAUUUUCAAUCUAUUUAGGAAUAACAUUUAAAAUAUUAUUUUUGUGUGUGUGUCUUUGAAUUUGUCUUGACUGAUUGACAAAGUGUAAUAGAGACAGACUAGGUCAAAAUCACCCAGCUGGCUUCAUGCCUAAAGCAGAACUGGCUAUCAAACUCUCUCAGUUUCCAAUCUGAUGCCUCUAAUGUUUUAAUUUA
Messenger RNA from Ahaetulla prasina, 5774 nucleotides. Its product is annotated as pantetheinase-like. The coding region runs from base 242 to 1804 and encodes 520 amino acids. The record is from RefSeq and is a predicted model, not a curated record. The transcript is spliced from 8 exons. NCBI's taxonomy places the organism in Eukaryota, Metazoa, Chordata, Lepidosauria, Squamata, Colubridae. Gene Ontology annotation, molecular function: hydrolase activity, acting on carbon-nitrogen (but not peptide) bonds, in linear amides.